Messenger RNA from Caenorhabditis bovis, 492 nucleotides. NCBI's taxonomy places the organism in Eukaryota, Metazoa, Nematoda, Chromadorea, Rhabditida, Rhabditidae. The record is from the annotation of a GenBank genome assembly.
AUGCGACGAAACUCGCUGACGAGUAUGCUUGGCGAAUUUGUCGGCCUUCAGCGGAGCCCCGAUUUUCGGCUCAGCUCGCGAUCGCAUCAGGAGAUUGAUGAAGCGGUGCAGGAUGAGAAGCGGGUACGUUUUGCUGUUGAUUUUGAGCGGCCGAAACUCAAACCGAGACAGAGGUACAUGUCGGAAGGCGAUGUGACGAUAUCGAGGAAUGAGCCGAGAAUCGAGUUUGACAGGGCUGGAAGUGUGGUAGACGAAGCGGCGGUGGUGAUGCGAAACAAGAAUCGAGCGCUGCGCAAAGAUCGACCGACGAGUUUGAUUGAUCGCAUUCGGCAGAAGAUCACGCACACCAAAACGGGGGCGAUCACCGAGUCGGACGAGGAGGAUGAGCAGCCGACGUUUGUCCGAAAUCCGUCGACGCGAUCCGAGCGCCUUCUGAUUCACAUCACGCCCGUCGAAACGGUGCCGAUUCGCGUCGUUCAGGUUUCGCAGUGA